Messenger RNA from Strongylus vulgaris, 567 nucleotides. Lineage: Eukaryota; Metazoa; Nematoda; Chromadorea; Rhabditida; Strongylidae. The record is from the annotation of a GenBank genome assembly.
UUUCAGAAAUUUAUUGAAAUGGUUUACGUUGGAGAUCACCUACAAGAUGUAAUAAAUGAGGUAGUUGCAUUUUAUGUAGACAGAGAUGGGGAACAAACUUUCGAGUUUUACAUCGAUCGCUAUACUGAGUUUCUCAGCGAUUUACUCUUCAACGUGCCCGCAGUAAACGGGAUCUAUGCUCGUCGUGAUGCUCGUUGGGAUAUAUACGCAUACGUUUUCGAUCUUUAUAAUGAUGCGUAUGGAGACGAUGAUAUCCCGAAAAGACUGAGAAGAGCUACACAUGCAAGCGAUGUGCCCUACAUCUUGGAACCGACAAUAGAUAUAUUAGACUGGAAGCUUCACGACAAGCAUAAGAAUAUUAAAGAAUUUUUUGAGGAGUCGUUCGCAGAGUUUGCUAUAGAGGGGCAUCCUUUAAAUCAUCAAGCGCUAUGGCUUGAGAUUAGUGCCGAUCGCACUCUUCGUUACAUGCAAAUUGCCAAGGAAUUCGAGACUAAAAUGGGAUUUUUCAAUGGAUUAAAACAACGUCAGAUACAUCAUACUCCCUACCAGUUUUCUGUUGCUAGUUAG